Molecule: messenger RNA, 1732 nt
Organism: Blepharisma stoltei
Lineage: Eukaryota; Ciliophora; Heterotrichea; Heterotrichida; Blepharismidae
Source: the annotation of a GenBank genome assembly
AUGAAAGAUUUAGAGAACUCUUCCAACAAACCAAAAUCUUCCUUUGGAGCAAUAACUGGCUUUUUAUUUACUGUUAGUGUAGUAGUGGGAGCAGGAAUUCUCAGUCUUCCCUAUUCCUUCCGCAUGAGUGGGUGACUUCUCUCAGGUCUCUAUACAAUAUUUUGCUGCUUACUCUGCUACUACUGAGGCAGGCAGCUGGUAGAAGUCAUGAGCCGCUGUGAAGCCCUGAUUCAGCUGCGUGACAACAACCAUAAUCUCUCAAGACCUUCAUUCCAAUCAGUUAUUUUUGGAUCAAAGUCUAAAAAUGAGCUGGAGUCUCGGUUAAUUUCACAUGAAGAGUACCCUCCUGUUAUAACAGACCGCAGAGUCGACCUAUGUGAGAUGAUCAAUAUUUUAUUUGGAAAUUUUUGGAAAAGCGCUUAUAUGUUUAUUUUUUGGGUUUUAGGAAUUUUAAGCUUGGUAAGCUAUGCAGUAAUCUUUGCAAGCUCGCUGACGUCAAAUCUUGAUAUUGGAUUGAUGGAUCCAUGCAAUAUUUAUGAGUCAGUUGGGUUUUUUAAUGAUUGCAGAAGCUCCUAUUGGAUUUAUUUAGUAGUUUUUUCAGUAAUUGUGACUUAUCUUACAAUUAUAGGUAUGAGAGAGUCAAAAUACAUACAAAACGCUAUGAUUUGUGGAACGCUAUUUAAUUUAUUAUUAUCCACAAUUUUAGCUAUAAUUAGUCUUAUUGUAGGAAAAGACAUAAGCAGCGAUGAACCUUCUAGGCCUGAAGAUUUUAAAGUUGCUGACUAUAUGAAUGUAGGUGUUAGCUUCCCUAUAAUUUUAUUUGCUGCGAUUUAUCACGCAUUCUUGCCAAGUAUUUUAGAAAAUGUUGAAAAAAAGCCAAAAAGUAUCCAAAAUAUUUUAACAAGGGUCCUGGUGGCCUCACUUAUCAUCUAUAUGAUGGUAGGCCUUAUUAUGCCUGCUGCAAUUCCUGACGUAAAAGGCUUUUUUAACAUAGAUUUCAGAGAAUAUUCAGCUGGGUACUCCCAAAGCGAGAGACCAUGGUGGACUUAUCCUAUAGCAUACUUUAUUGUCUUAUACCCUUCUAUAGGAAUUUUAUCGAAUUUCCCAUUAUUAGCUAUUGCAGUUUCUCACAACUUAACCACCUAUUUUUAUGGAGUUGUCGAGCAUAAAUCAGCCAGGCUAGGGGAUUAUGCAAUAAAGCUCUCCACAGUGUUUUUACCAAUUGCUAUUGCAUUUUAUGAAUACGACUUACUCCCUCCAAUCCGUGUGCAAACAAAAAAUUUUUAAUAUAAAAAAAAAAUUUGGUGCAUAAAUGAUAAUUAUUAUAGUGAAAUAUCACUAAUUCUAUUUAAUUUUAAAUAGCUUACAUUUUAAAACAUAAAUUUUACAAAUUAAAUUAAUAGUUGCUUUUAAAAUUAUUUCGGAUUGGGAUUUUUUCUAAAUUCUGAACUAAAAAUUUUUUAUAUAAAUUUUAAAAAAAUCAACCCCCUCUGUAAACGGAAAGAGGGAGUUAGUAAUUUUUACAUAGGGAAAUGUCACAUCUUUUGCAGGGCUUUUCGGAAUUUUAAUGAUCCCAGUCGCUAUCCCACUUAUGCAUUUGGCAGCUCGUGAAAUGCUCCCAGGAAAGUCCAUUUACGAUUUCAAGUUUGCGACGCGGCCACUUUCAUUAUUUAUCAUAGCUUUCCAUAUAGUGAUUUUGGUAUUUCAGAUAUAUAAAUAUAUCUUCCCAUAA